Messenger RNA from Helicoverpa armigera (cotton bollworm), 788 nucleotides. RefSeq lists its product as uncharacterized. The transcript is spliced from 4 exons. The record is from RefSeq and is a predicted model, not a curated record. Lineage: Eukaryota; Metazoa; Arthropoda; Insecta; Lepidoptera; Noctuidae. Bases 141 to 608 code for a protein of 155 amino acids.
AAUAUACCAGUUUGAGUAGCUGACCAGUACAAUGUUGAGUAUAAAAGGACCCCCAUGGAACAAGGGUGGUCAGUUCAGAACAUCGCUUCAUCAGCUACAUCCACCUUCCAACUCGUUGUAAGGCAUCUGAACUCUCCACCAUGCAUACCCUUGUGUUUCUGAUGCUCGUCACCUACAGCUCUUGUCUGGCACACUACAGAGGAUCCUAUGAAUCACGGAACUACAUUACCAGAGAAGAACCAAAAGGAGUGCUGAUCGAAUGCCCCGUGUGCCCCUCGGAAGGCUGGGAUGCCAUCGAGGAAGUCUGCAUAAAGGAAGGCGACAAAUCCUACAAAUUGUGCCGAUUCGGUACCUACAUCAACACAGCAUGCAACAAUCGUCUUGACUGCCUCCGUGGUCCUCGUGAAAAAUGCACCGAGAAACACGUAUUCAACAGAUCCAACAAGAAGUGCACGUUCGGCUAUGAAUGCAACCAGAAGGAGGGCGUGUGCACCGGCCCUGAAAAUCGCCCUGAAAUCUACUGGCCAUACCGUUUUGGACUCUACCCCGACCGUCGCAGCUCAUCAAAAGGCACUGCUGAAGAAGCUUUCGAAGAUAUGACCAACUAAUUAUAAAUAUUGAUCUCUACUCUUCUGAUUACGAAACAUUCCACUUUUCUGAUCUCAUUUAUCUAGUCAUUAUUUAUUACGCUUAUAGGUACUUUGUUAUACAACAGUCCUGAUGAAAGGAUCUCAAUAAUUAUGAUUUUUUGUACGAACUAAUCUGAUAAUAUAACUUAUAUAAAAGCA